CGAGCGUAUAGUUAAAAUGCGUCUGUAUGCAGUCGUACACGGAGAGCGAACCGCAAGUGGGAGGACACCGCUCCCAGAAGGAGCUUAUCGCCAUGAACGACACGGAUUACAUAUAAAAGGUUCAAAAUGCGCCUGUAGUAUUUCUUACUCACUCAUGUCACGCAAUGGCCUGGGGAUCGAUAGCUGUUAGAUCCUUGCAGAUUCUCAAUCGCGCUCCAGCUUUCUUGUGGCCAGCAUCAUCAUUCGGUUCACAACAUGUUAUCACUCCGGGAACAUUGUACCGAAGCAUUGGCACUUCCGUCACAAAAGAUUACCGCAGUUCCUUAUCAUCGCCACUUUGUUUGAAAUGCGGGAAAAAUGAGACCGGCGCCCAUGAAUGCCAGGGGAAAAACCGUGAGGAAACUUCUAAAUCACCUUUGGCUAAAAGAAAGAAAAAGAAGCGAUGCAACAUUCAACGGCGACUUAAAACUUAUCCGCCAUAUCGAAGCAGUUGGUCCACUGGAACGUUUCACUGGACUGAAACCCACAACGGCAGACCUGGAUUACAUAAUUCACUCAGAAAUUACAGCUUUGCCAGCGAAAACUCAAAUGGCACACUUUUACAAGGUGCAUCGAACAGUGGCCCCAGUAUUCCAUCAUCAUCGACUGGUAGCGGCAGUCACGUAACGGGGUCAGGCUCAGUUGGGAGAUCUGGAGCCGGUAGUGACCGUGAAAUCAUCAACUGUCCCAGGUGUGGUGGACCAUGUAUCAUGCUAGACAUGCCUCCAGCGUCUCCAAAAUUUGCUAACUGCCGCUCAUGCAAUCAUCUGUUUAUGAUGAUAACCAAAUCUAACGGCGUCAGCACAAGUGCUGACUUAGGUAAGGUACCUAAACUGAAUCCGGACCAUCCAAUUUCGCAAUCAGUUUCCGCUGCACCACAGCCAGUCCCCGUUCCUCCGCUUGCCGAACAACCGCAACAAGCAGUCCGUAAACCUCCGCCGCCCCCAAAAGUUAUAUUUGAUUAUCUGGAAAAGUACGUCAUCGGACAAACGCAUGCCAAAAAGGUGUUAUCAGUGGCCGUAUACAAUCAUUACAAACGACUUCAUAAAAACAUUCCUAAUUAUCUGCAAGUGACCGGCAAGCCACUGACACCCCACGACCAAAGUCCAAUACUUUUGCUAGCAGGAUCGCCGCAAAACAUUAACGGAGGAGAAUCAAUUCGAACUGCCCCUCCGCGUCGCAGUUUCUUAGACGAAGAGCCUGUCAAUGGUGCACACGACGUUCGCUUAGAGAAAUCUAACAUACUUAUGCUCGGCCCAACCGGUUCUGGGAAAACUCUCCUAGCACAAAGCAUCGCCCGUUGCCUGGACGUUCCCAUUGCCAUUUGUGAUUGUACCGCUCUUACUCAAGCCGGUUAUGUUGGCGAAGACAUCGAGUCGGUAAUAGGGAAACUCUUGGCAGAUGCACACGGUAAUGUACCAUAUGCCGAGCAAGGCAUUGUCUUCUUGGAUGAGGUAGACAAAAUCAGCGCAGCCAGCUCUGGACAGCAAAUGCGGGAUGUUGGUGGAGAAGGUGUCCAACAAGGGCUAUUGAAACUAUUGGAGGGAACAACUGUCAGUGUGCAACAGUCAUCGGGAGGACGAAAAAAUAACGUAGCGGUUGACACGACCAAUAUCUUAUUUAUAGCAUCGGGAGCGUUUAUUGGAUUGGAUAAGAUAAUCAGUAAUCGAAACAAUGAACGUAUUUUGGGAUUUGGAUCACGGAAAAACGAACAUUCAAUUCUGGCGAAGAGCCAGACUGCAGCGAAGGCAUUCGCGCAAAGCUGCGAACGAGCCAGAAGUGUGGCGGAAGAAAACGCUGUGAAAGAUGCGCUGAUCGAGUGUGUGGAAGCCCGCGAUCUUGUGGAAUUCGGCUUGAUUCCGGAAUUUAUUGGUCGUUUGCCGGUUGUAGUGCCCUUCCAUAACCUGACAGUAGAGAUGUUGGUCCAAAUCUUAACCGAGCCACGAAAUGCUGUUAUUCCUCAAUACCAAAAGCUCUUUCAAAUGGAUAACGUGAGUGGAUUUACAGUUCACACACGAUGCAGUGGUGGCCAUUGCAGAAAAAGCACUUGGCAGAAAAACUGGCGCUCGCGGUCUGCGGGCAAUUCUAGAGUCUCUCCUUCUAGACGCGAUGUUUGACGCGCCAGGAUCUCAGAUCCACGCUGUUAGAAUUGAUAAGGAUGUUGUAGGUGGUCACAAGCGACCGUUGUACAUUCAGGCAUAAACAAUUAUGUUGUUACUUCCUUAAAAUUAUGUGUUCCUUUUUUUGUCACCUGGCAACGGUACUU
Molecule: messenger RNA, 2305 nt
Organism: Paramacrobiotus metropolitanus
Lineage: Eukaryota; Metazoa; Tardigrada; Eutardigrada; Parachela; Macrobiotidae
Product: ATP-dependent Clp protease ATP-binding subunit clpX-like, mitochondrial
Exons: 6
Coding region: 165-2156 (663 amino acids)
Biological process (GO): proteolysis; protein catabolic process
Cellular component (GO): mitochondrial matrix
Molecular function (GO): ATP binding; ATP hydrolysis activity
Source: RefSeq, a predicted model, not a curated record